AUGAUCAUCGUCACCGUCAACGACCGCCUCGGUACCAAAGCGCAGAUCCCGUGCUUAGCAUCGGACCCCGUGAAAGUCUUCAAAGCCAUGGUGGCGGCGAAGAUAGGCAGGCCGGUGCAUGAGAUUAUGUUGAAGAGACAGGGAGAGCGGCCGUUCCAUGAUCAGUUGAGCUUGGCGGACUAUGGGAUUAGCCAUGGGGUGCAGAUUGAUCUGGAGCUGAAUACUGGGGAUUAG
Trematosphaeria pertusa is the source of this 234-nucleotide messenger RNA. RefSeq names its product ubiquitin-like protein. Bases 1 to 234 code for a protein of 77 amino acids. NCBI's taxonomy places the organism in Eukaryota, Fungi, Ascomycota, Dothideomycetes, Pleosporales, Trematosphaeriaceae. The transcript has a single exon. The record is from RefSeq and is a predicted model, not a curated record. Gene Ontology annotation, cellular component: nucleus; cytoplasm. Gene Ontology annotation, molecular function: protein tag activity; protein binding. Gene Ontology annotation, biological process: mRNA splicing, via spliceosome; protein modification process.